GGCCCAAAUUCUCAGAACGCGACCACCAUCUUCUCGCUUGGCAGAAUGACAGAACAUACCGCAUUUUCGUCAUCUGGCGAAGACAUUAUAGCAAGCACAAUUGAUGUAGCACCCGACGGUCCUUCAUAUGUUCGGUCAGAGGAAGAUUUUCUGGACUACUAUGAUAUCGAGCGAACUGUCUUGGAGAUUCAGAAGGGGGAUUACAGACGGAUAGCUUUACAGUUUCCUGAUGAAUUGUUACACGAUUCUAUGCCCAUCUUCCGAUCGCUCAAGCGCCACCUUGGUGAAGGCAAGGAACUCUACGUCUUGGCAGACACAUCAUAUGGCAGUUGUUGCGUAGACGAGGUUGCUGCUCAACAUGUGGACGCAGACGCCAUGGUUCAUUACGGACAUGCAUGUAUGAGCCAGACAUCUCGACUUCCGGUGAUCUAUGUCUUCGGGAAAAAAGAAAUAGAUACGGAUGAUUGUACGGCGAAACUACUCGCUGCAUUGAAGGAAUCUUCAACACAACGUCAGGGUAUCAUGCUACGAUUCGAUGUCGCCUAUGCUCAUCGUGCUGACAAAAUCAUGUCAAGACUUCGAAAUGCACUCGAGCCAACAACGCGUCUUCUAUACACACCCAGUCCAACAAUAUCAUCACCCACCGACCAAACAGAGAAGUCAUCCCAAAAUAUCUCAAAUGGGGCUACCCCAAAGGAAGAGACGUUGAACAGUCAAACGGAGAACGAACCAGACUUCAACACCGUCUUGUACAUUGGAGGCGAAAGUCUCACACUAACUAACCUCUUGAUGACACAUUCAUCCUGCGAAGUUUACUCGUACGAUCCCGUCUCAAAAACAACUCGCCUGGAAUCAACACGCGUCAACAAGCUCCUGAUGCGACGAUACGCGACGGUCCAAAAAGCGAGAGACGCAGACGUAUUCGGUAUCCUAGUGGGAACUUUGGGUGUAGCAUCAUAUCUGCCUCUAAUAUCGCACCUCCGUUCCGUUCUCACCAAAGCACAUAAGAAGAGUUACACCAUCAGUGUCGGAAAACUCAAUCCAGCGAAGCUAGCAAAUUUCUUGGAGAUCGAGUGUUUUGUUCUAGUAGCUUGCCCGGAAAACAGUGUGAUCGAAGCGAAGGAGUUCCUAAGACCAAUCGUUACUCCCUAUGAAUUGGACAUCGCACUCCAAUCUGAGCCUACUUGGACUGGAGAAUACAUCUUGGACUUCAAGAAGAUCCUAGAGUCCGAACCAAAAUCCUUGCCAGAGGGGGAAAAUGAGGAAGAGCCAGAAGAUCUCGACCAACCUGUGUUCUCACUGGUCACUGGAAAAUAUCGCCAUGCAAAGCGUUAUGGAACAGCCCAGGCGACUGCAGAGCACGACCAAAAAGAAUCAUCUUCUGCCAUUGUCUUGCGAAAUCAAGAUAAUGCAGUCACUGUGAUGCCGGAUAGUGCAGCAGGUCAAUUCCUGCAGAACCGGACGUUCCGAGGUCUCGAAACCAGGAUCGGAGAAGACGCCCCCAGCGUCCUCGAGCAAGGUCGAAGUGGAAUAGCGAGAGGGUACCGGGACGAUCACCAGUCGUAGACACGCCUCAAGCGUACAUCUGAACACUAGGGCGCGAGCCCCCAAAGCGUCUGCAAUGUAGCCAUAUAAAAGAAAGUCCGUUAUCUCUAUCCAUAUAAGCAUAAGUAUAAAGUGCAGUGGUAUGUAAUGCAAGGGGAUGUGGCAUAGUGAUGUGAGAGCAUAGGAUACGACCAUUAUUUCUGAACCUACACUAUCAGGUACUUGUACACUCUUCGAAAACGUCUUAACUUUCAUCCAAUUAUCACUAAUAAUGUC
This is a messenger RNA of Somion occarium, 1821 nucleotides long. NCBI's taxonomy places the organism in Eukaryota, Fungi, Basidiomycota, Agaricomycetes, Polyporales, Cerrenaceae. The record is from the annotation of a GenBank genome assembly.